Messenger RNA from Sceloporus undulatus (fence lizard), 2315 nucleotides. RefSeq names its product nucleoporin 54 (gene NUP54). Gene Ontology annotation, biological process: NLS-bearing protein import into nucleus; protein localization to nuclear inner membrane; nuclear pore organization. The transcript is spliced from 13 exons. Gene Ontology annotation, molecular function: structural constituent of nuclear pore. Lineage: Eukaryota; Metazoa; Chordata; Lepidosauria; Squamata; Phrynosomatidae. Bases 31 to 1710 code for a protein of 559 amino acids. The record is from RefSeq and is a predicted model, not a curated record. Gene Ontology annotation, cellular component: nuclear pore; nuclear pore central transport channel.
GGCUGCUCCUGCUGCUGCUGCUCCAGCCUCAUGGCUUUCAACUUCGGGGCUGCCGCUGCUGCCGGGGCUGCAGCCGCCCCGAACCCCGCGGGAUUUGGUGGGCUUGAAACAGCAAACUCCACUGCCACUGGGUUUAAUUUUGGGGGUUUCGGAUUAACUGCUAAUCCUGCAGUGAAUUUUAAUAUUGGGAAUUUUGGUGUGUCUACUACCUCGACGCCACCAUUCAAUUUUGGUAACAGUCUGGCCAGCGCAGGGGCCUUUGGAGGGUUUGGGACGACAAACACCACAGCUGGAUCUACGUUUAGCUUCUCAGCUCCUACCAACACAGGUACCACUGGGAUAUUUGGUGCUACCCAAAACAAAGGUUUUGGAUUUGGUACUGGCUUUGGGACAGCAACUGGAACUGGUACUGGCCUUGGCACAGGUUUGGGGACAGGUUUGGGAUUUGGUGGUUUCAGCACCCAGCAGCAGCAACCAACCCUUGGAGGCCUCUUCAGUCAACCUGUUCAGGCUCCUACCCAAUCCAACCAGCUAAUAAACACAGCAAGUGCCCUUUCUGCACCCACACUCUUGGGAGAUGAGCGAGAUGCUAUUUUGGCCAAAUGGAACCAGCUGCAGGCAUUUUGGGGAACAGGCAAAGGAUAUUUCAACAGUAACAUUGCCCCAGUGGAGUUCACACAGGAAAAUCCAUUCUGCAGAUUUAAGGCUGUGGGCUACAGCUGUAUGCCAAACAACAAGGAUGAAGACGGCUUGGUAGCACUGGUUUUCAACAAAAAGGAAGCAGAGAUUCGAAGUCAGCAGCAGCAGCUUGUGGAAUCAUUGCACAAACUCUUAGGUUCAAACCAGACUCUCACUGUAAAUGUUGAAGGUGUAAAAACAAUGCCAGAUGAUCUGACUGAAGUAAUCAUCUAUGUGGUUGAGAGGUCGCCAAAUGGGACUUCAAGGCGAGUUCCAGCCACCACCCUUUAUGCACACUUUGAGCAAGCGAACAUAAAAAGUCAGCUGCAGCAGCAGCUUGGAGUUACCCUAACCAUGGCUAGAACAGAACUCUCACCCACACAGGUCAAGCAGUUCCUACAACAUCCUCCUGCAGGCGUUGAUCCUAUCAUUUGGGAACAGGCCAAAGUGGAUAAUCCAGACCCUGAAAAACUGAUUCCAGUGCCAAUGGUUGGCUUCAAAGAACUCUUGAGGAGACUGAAGGUCCAAGACCAAAUGACAAAGCAGCAUCAGACUAGAUUAGAUAUAAUAUCAGAAGACAUAAGUGAGCUUCAAAAAAAUCAGACUACCACAAUGGCCAAAAUAGCUCAAUACAAAAGGAAACUUAUGGACCUUUCUCACAGAGCAUUGCAGGUUUUAAUCAAGCAAGAGAUUCAGAGGAAAAGCGGCUAUGCCAUCCAAGCUGAUGAAGAACAGCUUCGCGUACAGUUGGAUACAAUUCAGUGUGAACUCAAUGCGCCUACGCAGUUCAAGGGUCGUCUGAAUGAGCUGAUGUCUCAGAUUAGGAUGCAGAAUCACUUUGGAGCUGUGAGAUCGGAAGAGAGGUACUACAUUGAUGCUGACCUCUUGCGUGAAAUCAAGCAGCAUUUGAAGCAGCAACAAGAAGGUUUGAGUCACCUGAUCAGCAUUAUAAAAGAUGACCUGGAAGAUAUAAAGCUGAUAGAGCAUGGAUUAAAUGAAAGCAUCCCUAUCAGAGGAGGUGUCUUCAGCUGAUGGAUCCCUUCUUUUCUACAGAAGCCAGUAGAUGAUGUUGCUUUCUGUCCAUGACCAAAAGUCUCUAGGUGGUUUAAAAAAAAAAACCCAAUAAACUUUAGUGUGGGAUCUGAGAGAGCUCCAGUGCUAUCAGAAUACUUGUCCUGUUUUUCAGCUUCAAGCUUCAUGAGGUUUUGGUUUUGAAAGUUGUGCUUGGUUUCAAGGACUUUAAAUUCCUUCGAAGGUUGCCUGUGAUCGAAACCUGCAUUUUCUACAAUAUCAAGUUUAUGUUUUUUAAAAAUAUGUUAAUAGAGGUAGGAAAUACAUUUUUUUUUCUCCAGCAGAAAACACUAGUCAAAAUAACUUCUGGUUUUUGUGCUCACUAACCACUGUCCAGUCUGUCUAGACAAACUGCAUAUAAAUAAAGCCUUUGAACCUGGUGGUUUAUAGAGAAACAACUGGGUGUCCAAUUGCUUCUUUGGGGCAGAUUGUGCAAAGGAAGUAUUGGUGAACUUUUUAUUAUCAGAACCAGCCUUUAUUUUUCUAUCAUUUUAUAUCAUUGUGCUUUAUCAGAAUUUGCAACAUCACUAUUCCAAGAAGUAAUAAAAUCAAAUCUUUAUUUCCAG